Molecule: messenger RNA, 6686 nt
Organism: Oncorhynchus gorbuscha (pink salmon)
Lineage: Eukaryota; Metazoa; Chordata; Actinopteri; Salmoniformes; Salmonidae
Product: bone morphogenetic protein 5-like
Exons: 7
Coding region: 573-1946 (457 amino acids)
Biological process (GO): SMAD protein signal transduction
Cellular component (GO): extracellular region
Molecular function (GO): growth factor activity; cytokine activity
Source: RefSeq, a predicted model, not a curated record
UGCAACAACGUGUUCCUGGAUGGGAUGGACUCAUUGGAUAGACAACAAGCUUCAACACAUUUUCCCUAAAACUUUACGCGCCGUGGCAACUAGUGGCAACGGGUCCUGUUACUGUAUAUAGUCUACUGAUUUCCACUCAAAUGGGCUUUUAUGUUCCUAUUCAAUGAAAGCGUUGGGCAUUUUCGACUUGUAUGGGCGUACCUGCAUGUUAUUGUGUAGGUGCGAUAGAAAGUAACAAUUCCACAUGUGAUGCGCCUAUUUUGAAACAUGUGACAGUGGGACAUUGGAUUUAAGCGGAGCACUGGAAAGAACUUCAACAAAAACGUGUCUAUUUUUGCCGAAGAGAAGGGACAGCUCCACAGCAUACGUUCAUGUGAGACUUACAAGAACAUCAUUGCAGGCAGACGUUCUCCUUAAAAGUGCUGUGACAUAAUAACCUUUAUGUUAUGCUGGAUGUAAAAAAAAACAUUCAGAAAUUGUUAUAUUUGCAUUGAAAUGGAGAUCAUCUUUAUACAUUGGUAACAACUGUAUACGUGUGUAACAUCAUCAUCAAAAAAACAUAAUUGUGCAAGAUGAGAGCUUUCAUUUCUUUGAACCGGGCAACGUUUGGACUUUUCUGGAGCUGCUUGAGUUUUCUAUACUGCGCUCAUUGUGGUUUAGGCGACAACCAUGUGCAUUCUAGUUUUAUUUACAGGAGAUUGCGUAACCAUGAACGGAGAGAGAUUCAGAGAGAGAUUCUCUCUAUUUUGGGUUUACCACAUCGUCCAAGGCCCUUUUCUCCAGGAAAACAAGCAUCUUCAGCACCCCUGUUCAUGCUUGACCUGUACAAUGCCAUGACUACUGAGGAGGAAGAAGGGUUGAGAACACAAGAGGUUACAGGGAAAGGAUUCAGCGCGAAGGCUCAUGGAAACUCGCGUAAAGGGUACCACGGCUCUCCGCAGGGACACUCUCGUGUUUCGCAACCUUACCGCGCGGCUCCUCUGACGAGCCAAAGCCCUCCACUCACUACAUCUCACGACACCAACUUUCUAAACGAUGCUGAUAUGGUUAUGAGCUUUGUCAACUUAGUGGAGAAAGACAAAGAUUUCUCCCAUCAGCGAAGACACUACAAGGAGUUCCGUUUUGACUUGACUCAGAUCCCAGAGGGGGAGGCGGUGACUGCUGCUGAGUUUCGGAUCUACAAAGAUGGCAGUCCUCCUCGCUAUGAGAACAUUACCCUGAAGGUCACCAUCCACCAGGUCAUCAAGGAAUAUCAAAACAAGGAUGCAGAGACGUUCUUGUUGGAUUCCAAAAAGAUCAAGGCCUCUGAUGGGGGUUGGCUGGUCUUUGAUAUCACAGCUACCAGUAACCACUGGGUGCUGAAUCCACUGCAGAACAUGGGUCUGCAGCUCUCUGUUGAAACUAUGGAUGGACGGAGUAUCAACAUAAAGUCUGCUGGCAUCGUUGGUAGGAAUGGACCACAAUCCAAACAGCCGUUCCUAGUCUCAUUCUUCAAGGCCAGUGAGGUAUUGCUGCGCUCUGUCAGGGCCGCUGGUGGAAAGAAAAAGAAUCACAAUCGUAACAAAUCAGGUGGUCAACAGGAAUCAUCACAGGCACCGAAAAGUGGAGAUCAUAACACCAGUGAACAGAAACAAGCCUGCAAGAAGCAUGAACUUUACGUCAGCUUCCGAGACUUAGGAUGGCAGGACUGGAUUAUUGCACCUGAAGGCUAUGCUGCUUUUUACUGCGAUGGGGAAUGUUCUUUUCCACUCAAUGCACAUAUGAAUGCGACAAAUCACGCCAUUGUGCAAACUCUGGUCCAUCUGAUGUUCCCUGACAAUGUGCCAAAGCCAUGCUGUGCACCGACCAAGCUGAACGCUAUAUCUGUGCUUUACUUUGAUGACAGCUCAAAUGUCAUCCUCAAGAAAUACAGAAACAUGGUCGUCAGGUCAUGUGGUUGCCAUUAACAGGCAAGCAGCAUUAUAUUUCACAUAUGUGGUAUUGCUGGAAAAAGUACAAUAUCGAUUUAGAUAGGUUGGAGGUGUGAUGUACAGUAUUAUGUAUAUAUUAGUUGUAUUAACUUAUUUAUUUCCCCUAUUUUUGUGGAAACACUCAACAUUGUACAAUGAAUAUGACUUAGAAUAUGAAAUUAGAGUGCAUGUAUAUUAGACAUGACUUGGCACUCUCUCCUAUAGGCCAUAUCAAACAUAUACAGGUAUGUUGUUAUAGUUGUAGGAUUUUGUUGUACAUCUUAGCAAAAGGAAACUUCUCGAUCCAAUAUGGAUCUAUUGGACGUAUUGUUAUUGAAUACGGUUCAACUAAGUAUACACAUUUUACCAACAUGGUUCUUCGGCUGUCCCCAUAGGAGAACCAUUUGAAGAAACCCUUUUCUUCCCAGGUAGAACCUUUUGGGGUUCCAUAUAGAAGCCUUUCCACAUACGGUUCUACAUUGAACCCAAAAUGGUGCUUCUAUGGGGACGGCGGAAGAACCGUUUUGGAACCCGUUUUCUAAGAGUGUAAAGCACUGUUUUUCAAACUGUUACAUUAGGUUUCAUUUUCAAACCAUUGUUUUAAACCAUUCUAACCACUCAGAAAAGAUUUACAAGAUGCUGCUACAGUAAAAUGAGGUCAAAUCUUAUGACAUCGCAGUUGAAAAUACAGUAUCUUACCUAGAAAUAGUGUCAAUUAUUGCAUCGACAUUGUAUUAUGAAGCACAUUAUAACCUAUACUAGCCUAUGCAACUUGCAAAAAAAUGUAUUUGAUUUAUCCAUCAGACGUGUUAAAGCAGAAUCCGUAUUGAUGUUAUUGACUGAGUAAGAGCCUGGCACAACAUAAAUCACAUUAAAGGUAUGCCGUAAAAGAGCAAAGGAAGUAUUUCAAAUAGGUCCCCUUGAAUAACACUCUGAGUUUUUCCUCCAGGCUUGAAGUUAAUCAUAUUUACACUGUGCACAGGCUUCAGUCUAUCAUGAAAAUGGGUUUGGAAAAACGUGUGGUUGUUUAUACGGUAUCCUUAGACUUCUGGCUAUAAAAUAUAUGUAUAUAUCAUGUUUUAUAUCAAAUAAGUUCUGCUGAAAGGUACUUCCUCUAUGCCAAAGUAUCCCAUAGCUACAUUCUGUUGAAUACAUAUUUCUAGAGCAUUCACUGAAAAAACAUGAGGACUGGCCUGCUAUAUUCUCAGACCCUUGAAAUGUCAUAGUUCAAUAACCAUAGGAAUAUAUGAAAAUUAGGCAAAAGUUGUGCAGUAGCGCUCUUAAAAGUACUUUAUGGCCAGUAUAUAUUUUCAUAUUUUACAUAUUCAAUACGUAAUGGAUGAAACAUCCCUAACAUGCUGACUAGACCGGCCACGUUGUGUGCGCGAGUGUUGCAAAAUAAAUGUACACAUCAUGUACACGUUCAAUCAUCAUUUCAUUUCAUCCAAACUGCUUGCAUGUUUCAACGAUCGUCUGCGUAGCCAGAACUUGGUUCCAUGUCCUGCCUCUCCCAUCUACUCUUUUGUUUUCAUGACCAUACUAACCCACAUGGGUGAUUGAAUAAUUAACAAGGAGAGAUUAAUCAAAGAAAACGGACAAACUGACAACAAAAUUAAUUGUCGGAGUAGAGGACACACAAUUUUGUAUGUGUGUCCUCUACAAAGAUCCAGCAAAAAAAUAGGACCAUUAGCAUUUCAGAUAAAAUAGCAAGCCAAUGUUUAUCUCCCAGGACAAAUUAGCUAGCAACAGCAAGCUAGCUAAAUGUCCAUGAAUGUUUCAUUUGUGUUUCAACUUGUCCCCAAAUUAAUAUAGUUGGUUCACAGUUGGUUUUGGCAUUUUAACCUGCGUGUCAUGAACGCAUAUGGUGGAGAUAAACUAAAUCAAAAUGCACACGAUGGCGCACGCGGAUGCAUGCUUGGGACAGGUUUGAUCAAGGUGUGAGAAAAUACAUUGUUUGCCCAAUUGUGGUUAUAUCACUGUUAUUUUUGUAUUAUUAUUGAUGUUAUAUUAUUAUUGUCAUGUUGUUAUGCUUCAUAAUUUGAGUAAUAUAUGUUUGGGAAAAAUACAGGUUACUGUAUUGUUAGUGUUGUUUACAUAUUAUUAAAUGAUCUUUUUGAAAAUAUUGUUUCCAAAUACUUUCAAUUUAUUAUUAACUCAACCAAUACAUAUUAAAAAAUAAACAGACAAUUUACAUCCCUUAAAAGAUGUUCAGUUUAAACAUGAAAAUAACAAUUUCCCCACCCCCAAAGGCUUAAAACACCAAUCCCACCUUAAAGAAACUCCAUUGACAAACACUCUCUUUUGUCCUCCAGCUGCAGGCCUUCAGGUUUUUCAAAUCCAAGUUGUCUUCGUGUAUUAGUGUUUGGAAUUCUAUGGAUGUUUUAUGCACUGUUGCCGGACUACCGUCUGAGAUUUAUAAAUGUUUGACAAGUAUGAUAUAAACAUAGGGGUCCACCCAGGGAGCCUGUACAUCUGCUGCGUAGUGACAGACUGCUAAUGUUUAGUUGUUUUGUGAGAUUCAGCAGAGCUCUCUCCUGACUCCUGACAGGGAGGAUUACGCCAUCAUAUUGUUGCUGUGUGCAGUGAUCUAUGGUCACUAGGCACCAAAGAGGCAUCCCUCCUAUUUUGGAGAAUAUAAAAUAAAUGUACGGGUUAGACCAUACAUUGACCAAAUGUUCUACUGCUACAUUAUUGUUUAAUGCAAAGUAUAUGAGUAGCAUCAGGGUUUGAAUUACGGUGGUGUGAUCACAAUGGUUGUUAUGCUUUUUUCGUCUCUGCUAGCGCUUAAUCAUGAUUCCCGCCAAGCAGCUGUUGGUAAAGCACGGGGUUUCCAUAGAGAAGUGACCUUUUAAAUCAACUAGCUAGGAAAUCCACGCUAUUAGAACGACAACUGCCAAGAGGGAGAAUAUCUAAAUGGAUUCAGUUUUCUCUGUGACACACAAACACUUUGUAGACACAAUUCAGUUCAAGACAGUUCUACUUACUUUUUUGACCACUGACAUUGCGUCCUAUCCUUCGAGAAAAGAGAAGCAAUGCUAUUUGCCAUAGUUGCUAUUCCAGCUCCCACUUGGCUCAAAUGGGAUGAAGAACAGAUAGUUAACCAUUGAGGAAUUUGUCCCUAAUUAACCACUAACACACCAAGAGUAGGAUUCAGUCAAACUUCUUGUUUAUGCAAUAUACAUAAACAGUAGCGGUGCGGUGCAUGGGUAAAAUCACUGAGGAAGCCAGGCCAGAAAAAAACUUUUUGUUGUGAUAUUUGCAUUGUUUGCUCUAUAACCAGUUAUGCCUUGCCACUGUGACAUAUAGGCCUAAGGCCCAGACAUUAAGAAGACAGUGGCAGAAUAAAGUCAACUACACCUUUGUUUCAUCACAAAACCGGGGAGCAACAUUUGUCCUGUGAAGUCCACAAAGCAUACGAACAGUUACAUCACCUACAGCAUAUUCAAGCAAGUUAAUGUUUACAACAUUUUCCAACUACUAAAUAACUGAUGAUUUAGAACCACGGAGAGUUACCACAAUAUAUAUUUUCCAAGACUACCGAGCUCAAAUGCUUGCUCACUAGCCUGACUUCCUUUCAUGGGCAAUGAUGAGCCAGUUAGUUAAUGUUAGCCUACUACAUAUAGCAGCAUAUUGAACUACCAUCCUCAGGCCAUGGGCACAAUAUGAAUUAAUGGUUGGAUCAGAAUCGAUGUUAUAAUCAUUGGCCAGUAUGGAUAAUUAAGUCCAAAUCCGUGUCUCCAUCCAUGGCUAAUUUCACAGUUGAGCUCACUCAGUUUAGCUCAAUGUUGAUUGGCUUUUAUUACUUUUAUGUUUUUAUCAACAGAGACCAAAUGCUCUCUGGCUUCCUUUUGCAUUCAAUUCUGCGGGCGGCAACAAUGUCAUACUCUUUUUGACCAGACAGCAUGGGCUACAUAUACAGAGACAGAGAGAGGGGCACUGUUUCGCUUGCUCAGAUGCUUUCUCCAGUGAGAUACAUUCAGUCUCUUGCGAAUUGAAUCAAAAUUAUGAAACACAGAGAGACGAAAUAUACAUUAUUUUAUAUCGUUUUUUCCCCGUUCAUUUUUGGGGGAAGCCUGUGUUCCCUUGGCAUCCAUGAAUAAACGCCACUGUACAUAAAGUUUAAAAAAAAUGUUUAUAGAGUAGCCUAGCAACAGGGAGCCUAGCAGUUAGAGAGGCGAACAAGCAACCGGAGGGUUGCAAGAUUGAAUCCCGGGUCUGAUGGGAAAAAUCUGUCGUGAAGUAAGCUGGCAACCGGAGGGUUGCUGGUAUCAAAUCAUAGAUGCCAUUGCAUGCCGUUGUGCCCUUGAGCAAGGCACUUAAACACCAACAACAACUGCUCCACGACAACAACAACAGCCCCCCGCACCAACCUUUCCAACCUGAGUGUGUAUGUGUGUCUUUCUUCCAUUGGAUCUUCUGUGUACAAAUAAAUAAAUAAAUAAUAUUGUGUACAAUAUUGUGUACAAAUAAAGUGAUGUUGUGUAUGAAUAAGGUGAUCUUGUGUAUGAAUAAGGUGAUCUUGUGUAUGAAUAAGGUGAUAUUGUGUAUGAAUAAAGUGAUGUUGUGUAUGAAUAAGGUGAUCAUGUGUAUGAAAAAAGUGAUGUUGUGUAUGAAUAAGGUGAUCAUGUGUAUGAAAAAAGUGAUGUUGUGUAUGAAUAAGGUGAUCUUGUGUAUGAAAAAAGUGAUCUUGUGUAUGAAUAAGGUGAUCUUGUGUAUGAAUAAAGUGAUAUUAACCUA